Messenger RNA from Trypanosoma theileri, 2565 nucleotides. Its product is annotated as mitotic centromere-associated kinesin (MCAK). Gene Ontology annotation, molecular function: ATP binding; microtubule motor activity; microtubule binding. The transcript has a single exon. NCBI's taxonomy places the organism in Eukaryota, Euglenozoa, Kinetoplastea, Trypanosomatida, Trypanosomatidae. The coding region runs from base 1 to 2565 and encodes 854 amino acids. The record is from RefSeq and is a predicted model, not a curated record. Gene Ontology annotation, biological process: microtubule-based movement.
AUGAAUGAAUCAACACCUAAUGGUGCUCACAAUGUUAACAGUGUGGAGGAUACUGUUCAUACCCAUGGGGAUUCUAAUGUUCGUAAAAUGAUUUCUUCCUCUUCAUCUCCUUUAGCUCAACAGCUGUUAACCACAGAUGUCAAUUCCCCAAGGAAGGGACGAAAUGCACAGGGUGGGAAAUCUAAUGAAGCACCAUCUCUACAACUCCUCACACGCAACUUGGACUCUUUAUCACGUGAGUUUGAGCAACUCACCGCUCGCGGUAGAGCGAGUUCUCACUCAUUGGCUCGCGAGGAGCCGCAAAUGCCACAAAUACAAUUGCCCAGACUUCGCAUUUCCUCCGCAUCUCAUCUACGCUCGACUCAAACAGCCGCUCUGUCAUCACGUCCUCAGUUUUCACCAACGUCUGUACGUGUGCAGACUGCGAAAACAUUGUUUCGGAAACAACGUCCUUUAGACGAAUCGCCUGUGCCCUUCUCUGCGGGUGCCUCCCCCUCUGCUGGACCAGUGCGAUCUCCUCUACGAACACCAAAAACAAGAUCAGCAAGGAAAGUAGCAACAAAACCACCAACAACAAUAACAACACCAGCAGCUGUAGUAGCAGCAGCAAAACCAGUAGAAGUAGGAGUAGAAGAAUCAGCAGCCUCUGUUGGAUGUGAGGAUGGGCGUGAUACCUCUCCGCUGCGGCGUCAUGUGUGUUCUCCUGGCCGCAAUCGCGAUGGUCGUAUUCGCGUGGCGGUUCGCAAGCGGCCGCUGCUGCCCGGUGAUGUUGGCGUUGACUGCGUGAAGAUUGCUCAUCCGCAUGUGCAUGUGUCCGUGACGAAGCAGCGUGUGGAUCUCAGCGACUAUGAAAAUGUGAAUGACUUUACAUUUGAUAGUGCCUUUGAUGCGGGUCAAACGAAUGCCGAUGUAUUCCAUGAAGUGUGUGUGGAUCUUCUGGAUGUUGUGCUUGCGGGUGGUAGUGCAUCCUGCUUUGCGUAUGGACAGACGGGUAGUGGCAAGACACAUACAAUGAUGGGCGGCAACGGCGAGUCGGGGCUCUGCGCUAUUGCUGCCGCCGAACUGUUUGCACGUGUGAAUAGCAAUACACAUGUGGUGUGUGCUGCCUUGUAUGAGAUUUACCGCAAUGCCUUGUUUGAUCUUCUCAACGACCGCGCCCCUGUUGUAUUGCGGGAGAGUUACAACAGACGUAUGCAUGUCUGCGGCCUCACGUGGCACUUUGUGGAGUCGGCGCAGGCGUUGAAUGAACUCAUCCGCAGUGGCACCGAGCAACGCAGUACGGGGAGCACAAGUGCGAAUGAACACUCCAGUCGAUCACACGCCGUACUCGCCAUUCGCCUAUGUAGACGCCCCAAGAACAAUAAUAAUACUACUAAAAUAUCUAUUACAGGUCGUAGUAGUAGUAGUCCUACUCGUAAUUCUAGUAGUAAUGGAAAUGCCCCUGAGGAAAAGGGAGAAGAGAGUGAUAUGCCUGUUUCUCCUUCUCUGGAUGCGGCAGCGGCGGCUGUUGAGGCGGGCGGUGGUGGGGCGUUAAAUUUCGUCGAUCUCGCCGGCAGCGAGCGGGCCGCUGAUACCGCAAUGCAUGAUCGGCAGACACGACAUGAAGGGGCAGAGAUCAACAAGUCACUACUCGCAUUAAAGGAAUGUAUACGGGCACUUGAUGAGAAGAAACGCCAUGUGCCAUUUAGAGGAUCGAAAUUAACCGAAAUAUUGCGAGAUAGUUUUACUGGAAAUAGUCGUACAUUGAUGAUUGCAAAUAUUUCUGGAUCUUCAUGCGAUUAUGAACAUACAUUGAAUACACUGCGAUACGCAUUUCGUGUAAAGGGUCUUAGCAUUGAAUCUGUUGUGCCGAGUAAGGCACGUAAUGCUCCACGAAUAUUUCGUCCACUCCCAGGAGAUAUUUUACACCAGCAGAAACUUCAACAACAACAACAACAAAAUAAUAAUAAUAGUAUGAAUAAUACUAUGAGUAUAACGGAAGUGGAUGCCAUAUUGCGAAGGCCACGUCCACGUUCAGUUGCAGCUAAACAACGACGUGCUCAAAGUGGUCCACCUGGUGGUAACACUCGAUGUCGCACACCCGCAGGAAAUACAAUGAUAAGAAAGAAUAAUAAUAAUGGUAUUAAUAAGAAAAUUAACUUUGAAAAUGGUAUUAGCAACAAAAACAACAACAGUAGCAUCAGUAACUUAAAUGGUGGUCCGUCUAACACUAUAGUAUAUGAAAAAGUGGAAGAAAACUUUCAAAAGACAAAAUCUAGCUGCUUGAUUGGUAGCCCAUCUAACGCAUCCAUCAUCUCUAGUACAUCCUCUUCUGGUUUCUUGCGUGUGGCUUCUUCCGAAAAGAAGUUGCGUCCCAGAAAAGAGCCGAUCAUUGAUGUAAAUGAGAGUGAGAUAGAUCGAUUGAAAGAUGAAAUGCAUGCCAAUCUAACACUUGCAUUGCGCAAACAAAAUGAACUUAUUAAGAAACUUAGUCAAGAGAAUGCCGCCCUACGUGUUUCAGUCAAGAUUUUAAAACAAAGAGUAAAGGAAUGCCCUAAUUGUGGAUGGAAGUUAGAACAACAAUAG